AUAAAGGCAGUAAUACGGCGCUGGAAUACGAUGGCAUUCAAGUUAUAGCUCUCUAGCGUCAGUUUAUUCUGCUGUUUAGAUACCGGUGUGUCGCACUGCAAAAAUGGCGUCUCCCUGUGAUACGUUAGAUAUUGUCCCACGAGUCAGCUGGGGAGCUCGCAACGCCAAGCCGGGUCUGGACAAGGCCGUGCUGCCUCUGGAUAUGAUGGUCUAUACGCACACGCACGGACCAUCCUGCAGCGACCGGCAUGCCUGCGCGGCGAUCGUCAGGGAAGUCCAGGCCUUUCAUAUGGACCGCAAAGCCAGCCCCUUCUCAGAUAUCGGAUACAGUUUCCUUAUUGGGAGUGAUGGUUCGAUAUUUGAAGGACGAGGAUGGGCAAUCCGACCUGCCUAUGAUUUACGCUAUAACGGGAAAGGUUUUGGAACGGCAUUUAUUGGAAGAUACGCCUCCAAAGACAACGCUUCCACGCCCUUCACCCAUCACGCUGCCAUUAGCGCCCAUGACCUUUAA
Molecule: messenger RNA, 511 nt
Organism: Paramacrobiotus metropolitanus
Lineage: Eukaryota; Metazoa; Tardigrada; Eutardigrada; Parachela; Macrobiotidae
Product: peptidoglycan-recognition protein SB2-like
Exons: 3
Coding region: 104-511 (135 amino acids)
Biological process (GO): peptidoglycan catabolic process
Molecular function (GO): zinc ion binding; N-acetylmuramoyl-L-alanine amidase activity
Source: RefSeq, a predicted model, not a curated record